Molecule: messenger RNA, 2001 nt
Organism: Lucilia sericata (common green bottle fly)
Lineage: Eukaryota; Metazoa; Arthropoda; Insecta; Diptera; Calliphoridae
Exons: 3
Coding region: 340-1617 (425 amino acids)
Source: RefSeq, a predicted model, not a curated record
GCGUCCUCAUGAAGUAGAAUGUGAUUUAAAAAGAAGUUUUGAGAAAAUUAAAGUGAAUUUACAAAAAAAGAAGUAAAAUUGUUUAAAAGAAGUAAAAUUUUGUGUUUUAAAAAAUGCUGAGAUAUCUUCAGAAGGAGAAAGCAAGUGGCGAUGAUGGCGCCAACCAAGACGAUGAAAGUUGCAGCAGUACUUCGAUGCUGACAAACGAAAAAAAAGAAAAAUUAAGGAGGACUGGUUAAAAAAUCCAGACAUUAAUUCAUGGGCUGCAAAGCGGGACAGCAAGGUAUUUUGUAAAAUUUGCAAUGUGGAGUUGAAGAAUUAUCGGGAAAGUCCGAUUUAAUGGCUCAUUUUCAAUCCAAAAAACAUCAAGAUGCUGCCAAGGCUACCCACCAAACUAAAAUAAACGAAGUUUUCGACAUAGACUACUCUCCAAAAAAAGUUGCAGAAAUAAAAUUGGCAUUAUUUAUAGUUGAGCACAAUUUGCCAUUUGCGGUGUCCGAUCACCUUACAAAGGUAUGUCAACAUUCAUUUAAGGAUUCCAAUACUGCAGCUAACAUUACUCUUGGACGAACAAAAGCAAAUGCUAUAAUAAAAAAUAUUGUAGGAGCAAAACAGUUUUCAGACGUAACUAAUCUUUUAAAAACAAAUUCAUUUUCUUUGUGCGUUGACGAGUCAACGGAUUUAACAAACGUUAAGUCUUUGUGUUUAGUUGUCCGCUUGUGUCUCAAUUUUGAAAUAAAGGAUUUCUUUUAUGGACUCCUUACAGUUGAGCAUGCGGACGCUAAUAGUUUAUACCAACUUAUAGUUAAUCAUUUUAAUAAAAAUGGUGUUAAUUAUAAAAAGAAUAUGAUUGGGUUUGCCGCGGAUGGGGCAGCAGUGAUGACGGGCAGAAAUAAAUCUGUGGCACAACUUUUGAAAAAUGAAAAUAAUGAUUUAUUUAUAAUAAAAUGUGUAUGCCAUUCCCUGGCAUUGUGCUCAUCCUAUGCUUGCCUUAAGCUUCCAUCUAGCGUGGAACCCUUAAAAAUAUAUUUUGCUUUUGCUGUAAAUAUAGAUAAAAUUGACACAGCUCAAUAUAUUUUAGAUAAUUUAAAUUUUGAAAAUAAAAUAUAUCUAUGUUUCUUAAAAUAUAUUUUAGGCAUCAUUAAUAAUAUUAAUAAAAUGUUUCAAAGUGAAACUACUGAAAUACAAAAUUUAUAUGAUAAAAUGCAAAAAUUGUUAAAAACUGUUCUAAGUAAUUUUAUAAAACUAGAUCUAUUAAAAAAUGAUAAAUUCUAUUUACUUAAUUAUAAAGACGAACAAAAUAUAUUAGAUUAUAAUGAGGUUUACUUAGGAGUAUAUGCCCGAGAAGAAUUGAUGGCGUCGGGAUUAGAAGAAACUCAAAAGAAUAAAAUCAUUCAUAAUUGUAUUAAUUUCUAUGUAGAACUUUGUGAUCAAAUAUUGGUUCGUUUUGAUUUUGGAGAAAAGUUUCAAGCUUUAAGUUUAAUAAAUCCUUAUUAUAUUAUAAGUAAUGAAAAAAACACAUUUUAUGAAAUUGUAAACCAAUUUUCACAUUUUAUAGAAGAAAAUGAAAAACAAGAUUUAGAGUCGGAAUUUAGACAACUAAAAUUAAUAAAUUGAGAUUCUAAAAAUGAAAUGAAAUUAUUAGAAUUUUGGAAAAAUUUAUCAGAAAUGAAAAGGAGAGAUUCAAGUGUUUUAUUUCCCAUAUUAACAAAAUUUAUUUCAAAGAUUUUAGUUUUACCACACUCCUCUGCAAAUGUAGAAAGAGUUUUUAGCCAGGUAAACUUAAAUAAAACAAAAACUAGAAAUAGAUUAGAAAAGGAAUCUUUAGAAUCAAUUUUAUACGUAAAAGACUAUUUAAAAUUAAAGAAAUGUAAUUGUUUUGAUUUAAAAGUUGUACCUGAAUUAUUGCAAAUGUUUAAUUGCAAUAUAUAUUUGUAAAAUACUGUAAAACUGUUAAGUAUUUUAUACAAUACUAAGUCAUUAUUAAUUUAAAAGCUUUAU